CUUUCGCGUGCUAGAUUUUCGCAUUAAACAUAUUUCAACACAAUUUUCCAUGUCUUCUUUAUACAAAUGAGGUUAUCUAGAUAUCCUUGCACUUUGAGAAGCCUCGGCCAAUCCGCGAUGACAGUCACGACAGUCCCUGCGACGCAUCCCAUUGCAAGACGCGGCCCCAUCGCACAAACAAGCACAGCAGAGUUGCACCAGUCCAGCGGCCUCCAGUACCAACGUCGCGAGGCUCAUAUUCCGAAGGGGUCAAAUGAAGAAGAAAAGCUCUACAUCCUGACACUUCUUACCGACAAGCGACACCAUGAUGAAAUGACUGCACUGCGAAGACAAUGGUUUCCUCCAAAGUUGCUCAAGGUGGACGCUCAUAUCACUCUGUUUCACGCGUUACCUGGUUCCAAGCUAUCAGAAGUCAAGGCAGAUAUUGGGAACAUUGCAGCUCGAACAGCGAGAUUCUCAAUUGGUGUCGGAAAUCAGGACGUUUACGCAAUGGGAAAGGGCGUUGGCAUCAAGCUCUAUGCUGGCCAAAGGAGAGCUUUGAGCAUACGCAGUGAAUUGAGGGACAAAUGGGAGCCUUUUCUCAGCGACCAAGAUAGACGAGAGAAAUGGAGAGGUCAUUACACUGUCAUGAAUAAGCAGGAUGAUAAGGAAGAGGUACAGAAGUGUCUGGACUAUUUAAAGGAGGGACAUGCAGAGAGUAAGGGUACUGUUGAAGGACUGAGUCUGUGGCUGUAUGAUAGAGGUUGGUGGAAGGAAGAUGAGGUAUUUAAAUUCUCAUGAGAAGCAUAAUAAUAGACUUUAGAAUAUAGGAUUGAAUCGAGUUUCGGGCGAAGUCGCAUCUGAAUUGUCAGCGGGUCGGACCCGUGACGGACGCGCGCCGAGACGGUACAACUACGACCACACAAUAACGCGAAAAUUAUCGCAAUUGCUUCUAA
This is a messenger RNA of Fusarium verticillioides 7600, 935 nucleotides long. RefSeq lists its product as hypothetical. The record is from RefSeq and is a predicted model, not a curated record. Bases 67 to 780 code for a protein of 237 amino acids. Lineage: Eukaryota; Fungi; Ascomycota; Sordariomycetes; Hypocreales; Nectriaceae. The transcript has a single exon.